AUGGAGGCGACACAGAUGGGCAUUGCCAAAGAGACCACUCUCAUGGAGAGCAAUCUGUAUCGCGGUAUGGCAGGCCUCGUGCCAGUCUUGGGCAGCGAAUUUUUGGUGAUCGCGCUGUGCAUCAAAGCUCUGGUGUACCUGGGAGAACUGCAAUACGUCAGUCGAUGGGGCCCUUAUUCUCAAAUUUAUCUACAAUCUACGCCGGAGGAAUCUGGCGUGAGUAACGAGGUACAUUCGCACACUAGGUCUAGACAAGAGACACAAGAUGUACCACCACGGGGCCUUUCCGAGCACUGCAAUUAUCGCCUAAGAUCAUGCGCCUAUAUACUGAAAGAGAAGGAUGCCAGAAAGAGGUUAAUCACACUAGCUACGUCUGCGGUUUUUUUGAUUCUCGUCCUCGCCCUUUAUCUUGUGUUCGCUGUAUCCAAUUCCAUUUUGGGCCGCGAGCUACAUAUUCUUCUUGUUUUCAUGAUUCUAAUUCUUGCCAUUGUCUUUUGUCAUUCUUUGAUCCGCCUUGCGAUGGUAAUCUUGAGAAGUCCUACCAAUCAGAUUCCUAGAAGAGCAGGGCCUACUGGUUACGCUCAGCCGGAACGCCCAAUUCAGGUUGUCCUUGCCGGAGAUGAAGUUCUGACCGAAAGCAACAGCAACAAUCGGGAAAAAGUUGUGGCUCCCCCUCCAGCGUAUGGUCUCUGGAGGAGUAGCGUGAGAAUAAACCCGGACUUGCUUUAUUGGCAGCGAGUGGAGCGCAAUGCGCGCCCCUUAUGGAAUCACAUAAACAAGGCUGAGCCAACUUCAAGCAACAAAAUUGCAACUCCACGGCCUCCCAGCUAUACAUCUGAUAAUGGCAUUGAUUACGUUGUUGAAGCACAGCCACGUUCAUUCACACGGUGCCAUAUCGCUGAGGAGCCCGAACAUCGGUAA
Messenger RNA from Aspergillus tanneri, 921 nucleotides. RefSeq lists its product as uncharacterized. The transcript has 4 exons. The record is from RefSeq and is a predicted model, not a curated record. Lineage: Eukaryota; Fungi; Ascomycota; Eurotiomycetes; Eurotiales; Aspergillaceae. Bases 1 to 921 code for a protein of 306 amino acids.